Messenger RNA from Sparassis crispa, 2943 nucleotides. RefSeq names its product Pre-mRNA-splicing factor cwf10. Gene Ontology annotation, cellular component: cytosol; U2-type catalytic step 2 spliceosome; U4/U6 x U5 tri-snRNP complex. Gene Ontology annotation, molecular function: GTP binding; U5 snRNA binding; GTPase activity. The transcript is spliced from 13 exons. The record is from RefSeq and is a predicted model, not a curated record. Gene Ontology annotation, biological process: mRNA splicing, via spliceosome. Bases 1 to 2943 code for a protein of 980 amino acids. NCBI's taxonomy places the organism in Eukaryota, Fungi, Basidiomycota, Agaricomycetes, Polyporales, Sparassidaceae.
AUGGCAUCGUUCGAGGACUACGAUGAGUUCGGAAACUACAUUGGUGCCGACUUGGAGUCCGACGAGGAAGAAGAGGUCCCCCAAAACGAGUUCGUGCGCGAGGCGCAGGCCCAACCGCUUGAGGGUUACGAGGAGGAACCCAUGGAGGUGCAGGAAGAGACGGCGUUGAUGGAAGCUGACGAACCAGUACACAAUGCGGUCGUUCUGCAUGAAGACAAGCAGUACUACCCGUCAGCGGAAGACGUGUAUGGACCCGAGGUAGAGACUCUAGUCCAGGAGGAGGAUGCGCAACCGCUCUCCGAACCCAUCAUCGCGCCCGUGAAGGUGCGAAAAUGGGCGGUGGAAGAGAGGGGAAUGCCAGAGACGCGGUUCGACAAGGCUUUCAUGUUGAACAUGACCGGAUUUCCCGAGUUUGUGCGGAACGUCGCCAUCGUGGGGCACCUGCACCACGGAAAGACGGCGCUGAUGGACAUGCUCGUGUUCGAGACCCAUAAGAUGGUAUGGGAUUCAGAUCGUCAGACGCGGUAUACGGACACGCACGUGCUGUCCCGGGAGCGGGAGAUAUCCAUCAAGUCCUCACCCAUGUCACUCGUCUUGUCGUCGAGCUCGGGGAAGUCACACCUCAUUCACCUGAUAGACACGCCGGGACAUGUCAAUUUUGUCGACGAGGUCGCAGCGGCGAUGCGUCUUGUGGACGGUGUUGUCCUUGUGGUGGACGUCGUGGAGGGGGUCAUGGUGAAUACUGAGGCCGUCAUCCGGCACGCCUUGCAGGAGGGGUUGAAGCUGACCCUCGUAGUGAACAAAAUCGACCGCCUCAUUCUCGAGUUGCGCAUUAAGCCUGCGGAUGCGUUCUACAAGAUCAAACACACAAUUGAGGAGGUCAACAAUGUCAUUAGUGCCAUUAACCCAGAUCCAGCCCUGCGACUGAGUCCAGAGAAUGGAAAUGUCGCGUUUGCAAGCACAGAUAUGCAUUGGUGUUUCACUCUUCGCUCGUUUGCGCAGAUGUAUGCCGAUACAUACGGUCCGAUGGACGUCCCCGCCUUCGCUAACCGUCUAUGGGGCAACAUCUACUUCAACAACGAGACCCGCAAGUUCUCGCGCAAGCCCGCGGAUCCGGAGGCGAAUCGCACCUUCGUGCACUUCAUCCUCGAGCCGCUGUACAAGCUGUACAGUCAGGUGCUCAGUGAGGACACGGACACGCUCAAGGAGACGCUUGACGGCCUCCGCAUCCAGCUUGCACCGGUAAUGUACAAGAUGGACGUGCGCCCGCUGCUAAAGGCCGUGCUCGACCAGUUUUUCGGACCGGCCACUGGGCUGGUGGACAUGAUUGUGGAGCAUAUACCGUCCCCGGUUGAGGCUACCGCGGCGAAGGUGGAAUCGACUUACACGGGCCCUAUGACAUCGGAGUUGGUCUCAGCCAUGAAGGCGUGCGACCCCGAGGGCCCGUUGAUGGUGCAAGUCACAAAAUUGUACCACACCACCGACGCGCAGUCGUUCAGGGCCUUCGGACGCGUAAUUAGUGGUACCGUUCGGAAGGGCAUGGACCUGAAGGUAUUAGGAGAAGGUUACUCCCCAGAGGAUGAAGAAGACAUGGUCAAGGCUACCCUGGAUGACGUAUGGAUAAGCGAAGCGCGAUACUUCGUCCCUGCGGAAGAAGUCCCGGCGGGCAACCUGGUCUUGCUAGGCGGCAUCGACGCGUCCAUCACCAAGACGGCGACACUCGCUUCAUUCGACAUUGAGGAUGACCUGCACAUAUUCCGGCCUAUCAGGCACAUGACGCAGUCUGUUCUGAAAAUCGCGAUUGAGCCCAUCGCGCCCUCGGAGUUGCCGAAGAUGCUGUCGGGCCUUCGGAGUGUCAACAAGUCGUACCCACUGGUGUCCACGAAGGUCGAAGAGAGCGGCGAGCAUGUGGUAAUUGGCACUGGGGAACUCUACCUCGACUGUGUCAUGCAUGAUCUGCGCAGACUGUUUUCUGAGAUCGAGAUUAAGGUAUCGGACCCUGUCACGAAGUUUUGUGAGACGGUGCUCGAGACGAGUGCGCUCAAGUGCUAUGCCGACACGCCGAACAAGAAGAACAAGAUCACCAUGAUUGCAGAGCCGCUGGAGCGAGGCAUCGCAGAGGACAUUGAGACCGGUCGUGUUACUAUGCGUAUGUCCGCCAAGGAGCGCGGGAAGUUCUUCGAGGACAAGUAUCAGUGGGACCUGCUCGCCUCCCGAUCAAUAUGGGCGUUUGGGCCGAACGAUAAUGGUGCGAAUAUUCUGCUUGACGACACACUACCAUCGCAGAUUGACAAGAAGCUACUGAGCACUGUCAAGGAGCACAUCAAACAAGGCUUCCAAUGGGGUACUCGUGAAGGACCCUUGUGCGAUGAACCAAUGCGCAACGUCAAGUUCCGCAUACUCGACGCGAGCCUUGCACAAGAGCCAAUCUUCAGGGGUGGCGGGCAAAUCGUGCCAACCGCGCGUCGUGUUUGUUACUCAUCGUUCCUGAUGGCUACACCACGACUUAUGGAGCCUGUUUAUUUCGUGGAGGUGCAAGCACCGGCGGAUUGUAUUUCGGCAGUGUAUACCGUUCUGGCCCGGCGGCGUGGACAUGUCACGCAAGACAUUCCGAAGGCGGGCUCGCCGUUGUACACAGUGAAAGCGCUCAUUCCUGUGAUAGACGCGAACGGUUUCGAGACGGACCUGAGGACGGCGACACAAGGGCAGGCGUUCUGCUUGCAGGUGUUCGACCACUGGUCAAUCGUGCCAGGUGACCCGACAGACACGAGCAUCAAGCUCCGGCCUCUGGAGCCCGCGUCAGGGCAAGCGUUGGCGCGAGAUUUGGUACUCAAAACCCGGCGGCGGAAGGGUCUCGGUGAUCAGAUCGCCGUGUCAAAAUAUUUGGACGACGAGUUCAUACUUGCGUUAUCGGCGUCGGGGCAUGCAGAUUUGCUGGGUUAG